Messenger RNA from Nerophis lumbriciformis (worm pipefish), 1965 nucleotides. RefSeq names its product prostaglandin I2 (prostacyclin) synthase (gene ptgis). The record is from RefSeq and is a predicted model, not a curated record. Lineage: Eukaryota; Metazoa; Chordata; Actinopteri; Syngnathiformes; Syngnathidae. Gene Ontology annotation, molecular function: iron ion binding; monooxygenase activity; oxidoreductase activity, acting on paired donors, with incorporation or reduction of molecular oxygen. Gene Ontology annotation, biological process: prostaglandin biosynthetic process.
CCUCCAACGAAAGGCAUAAAAGUCAGUUAGCUGUGUAAUGGAGGACUAAGCCAUCAGAACGUGUCAGACAUGCCAUGGAUGCUAUUUUCACUGCUCAUAUUUCUGCUCCUGCUUGUCUUCCUUUACUGUCGUCGCACAAGAAGGAAAAAUGAGCCACCUUUGGACAAAGGAUUUAUUCCAUGGUUGGGACACGCGUUGGCCUUCAGGAGAGACACAGCAAAGUUUCUGUCUGAAAUGAAAGACAAACAUGGCGACGUGUUUACAGUGUGUGUUGCCGGUCAUUACGUGACAGUCCUGUUGGAUCCAAACUCCUUCGACGAGGUGAUGAAGGACAACGUCCACCUGAAAGUGAGCCGCCAGCGACAGCAGCUGAUGGAAAAUGUGUUUGGUGUUUGUCUGCCCAACAUGGAGGCGUCAGCUGAGAAGACCUUCAUGAAACAACACUUUCAAGGUGUCCACCUGGACCAGUUGGAUGCUUCUAUGAGUGCUCACCUGCAGGAGCUGAUCUUGCAUCAUCAGUGCAACCAAUCAGAGUGGAGACGAGAUGGACUCUUCAGCCUCUGCUACAGCCUCCUGUUCAGAGCUGGAUACCUCUCACUGUUUGAGAACAAAAAGAACGUCAAUGAAGUCUACCAAGAGUUCCGCAAGUUUGACCAACUUCUCUCCAAAAUGGCUCGUCGCUCGCUGGAAGGAAAUGAGAGCGAGACGAUCUUGUCGUCACGGCGACGACUGUGGGAGCUUCUGUCUCGGACGGAGAACGGAGGGCGGGACGAGCGAAAAUCCUGGCAGGACAAGUACCAGCACUUCCUGCAGGAGGAGGGCGUCAAUGAUGAGAUGCAGACCAAAGCAGUGCUGAUGCAGCUGUGGACCACUCAGUGUAACGCCGGACCAACUGCCUUUUGGCUGCUUGGCUUCCUGCUCACUCACCCUGAGGCCAUGAAGGCGCUUCAAUCAGAGCUGAGAGGUCUGACUCUGGAGGACAUGUCCCCCCAGCCUCCUUCCACCAUGGAGACACACAGCACACCUGUGUUUGACAGCAUCUUGAAGGAAACUUUGCGUCUCACCGCUGCUGCUUUGAUCACCAGAGAAGUUGUGGACUACAAAAUCCUGCACAUGUCCACUGGACAAAAGUAUCAUCUUAGACGAGGAGACAAAGUCUGUCUUUUCCCCUUCCUGAGCCCACAAAUGGACCCAGAGAUACACCAAGAACCACAGACAUUCAAGUACGACCGCUUCUUAGACCAAGAAGUGACGACUAAGCAUGUUUUCUACAAGAAUGGGAGGAGACUAAAGUACGCCAACCUGCCUUGGGGGGCAGGCAGCAACGUCUGUGUUGGGAAACACUUUGCUAUCACCAUCAUUAAAAAGUUUGUGUUCUUGAUGCUGGCUCAUGUUGAUCUUCAGCUGUGUGAGCCCACAGCUGGAAUGCCUCCCGUCAAUCCAAGUCGUUAUGGUUAUGGAAUUAUGCAACCUGAUGGAGAUCUACUGGUCGAAUAUAGACUGAAGUUGAACACACUUUAAGAGAAAUACACUUUAUUACCAUGCUGUCUAUUUAUUUAUUCUCUUUGUUCUUCUGUGAAAAUGUUUCAUUCCGUGUUUCAAUAACAACAAACUAUGAUUAUUAAAAUGCUCCAAACCAAAAAACUUAUUCUCACCAGACAUUUUAUUAGCUAUAUCAGUCGCAUUUCGAUCGUACAUAUAAGAGAUCAGUGUUCGAAUCUCCAUUUGGACAUCUCUGUGUGGAGUUUGCAUGUUUCCUUCUUACGUUUGUGGUUUUUUUCCGGCUACUCCGGCUUCCUCCCACAUUCCGAUAAUAAUGAUAUUAAUGUUAUGUUAAUUGGGAAGUCUAAAUUUGUCUAUACGCGAUUGGCUAGGGUGUACCCUGUCUCUUGCCCCAAAUAAACUGGGAUAGGCUCCAGAUUACACCAGACCCUAAUAAGGAUAAACGGUGUAGAAAAUGCAUGG